AUGGUCGCGAUGUCGACGUUGUCCGGGAAGACGUUGUCCGGGAACGACCCGGACAGGUAUCAGAAGCAGAAGAAGGCGGCGGCGGCGCGCGAGAGGCGAGAGCGAGCCAAGAUCGAGAAGCAGUCCGCCAAGAUGGCCGCGGCGGCGGCGGAGGCGGUCGCGGCGGCGGGAAGCAAGCGGCCGGCCGAGACGGCACCGGACAAGGAUCCGGCCGGCGGCCGGGCGAAGCGCGGGCCGGCAGCGGGCGGCGGCGGCGGCGGGCGGAGCGGCGGCGGCGCGUGCGACAGCGACGGGUCGCGGCUCAACGCGGCGCUGCAGGCGGAAGUGAUCGCGCUGAAGGCGCAACUGGCGGCGAAGACUGAGGCGGCGGCGGCGGCGUCGCUGGCGCACGCGGCCAAGACGGCGGAGCUGGCGCGAGCGCGGGAGGCGCUGUUGCCGAAGUCUGGGCCGCUCGAACCGGUCAGCAUCGAGCAACGCAACGAAGCCUUUCGCGUGCGCUCCGACGGCCAGGCGCGAGGCGACGCGGCGACCGUGCGGGCUUCGCAGCGAGCGGUAUCCAAGACCGCCGAUUCUUUGCCGGCCGAUCCGUACCAGGCGGGCGUCGUGCUCGACGCCGUCGUGAAGAGGUACCCGGAGGCGGCGGCCUCCGUCGGCCUGCGAACGCAGUCCGACGUCUCUUUGGCUGAGGAGCUGCUCGGGCGCGUGCGCAAGUCACUCGCGGGCAUCUUCGCGACGGACGGGAAGCGGUCGCGCGGGUCGCUGUCGAACGAUGAGCAUCAGGCGGUCGACACACUGCUCGUCUUCCUGGCGCAGGAGGAGGAGGGCGAGGCGCUGCAGCGCGGCCGACACGCGAAGAAGGCGAAGGCGGACGGCGGCGAGGUGCCGGUCGCCAAGGUGUCGCGCGUGCGCGAGAUCGCUGAGCUGCUCGGCAUGUCGCCGUCCACCACGCACCGCCGCCUCGUUGCGGCCCUCGAGCGGCGGCGCAAGCUGGAUGACCCCGAGCUGCGGGCGUAUUGGCUUGCAACGCGGACGCUGCUCGGCCACCGGCACAGUGACGAGGUGAAGCGCAUGGUGCUCGAGUUCUACGUGGCGCACCCCUCGAUCAAGCGCUCGCCCAUCAAGUCCGACGUGCUGAAAUUCAAGGACGACCAGGGCGAGGACAUCUUCGUGCCCAAGCUGUUGAGCGAGGUCUCGCUGACGGACGUGUACCUCGACUUCAAAAAGGCCAACCCGAACGUCAUCAUUGGCGAGGCUGCCUUCCGGAAGCUGAGGCCACGCGAGCUGCGGCGCAUGACCAAGCGCCACUUGGACAUGUACUGCAUCGAGUUCCGGCUCCAGCACCAGGCCCUGAACCGGGCGCGCGCGUCGCUCGCCAAGCGGCACGGCGCCGGCUACACGGCCGCGUACGACCACGCCGCGCCCAAGGACGCCGUCGCUGCCUCGCUGUGCCAGCCAUGCGACGCGACGGGCUCGGCGAGCCUGACGUGCAUACUCGGCCGCUGCAAGCACUGCGGGGUGUCCAAGAUGAAGACGAGCCCGCGCGAGGAGGACACGUCGGCGACCGCCUACCGCGUCACACACCAGGUGUAUGAGACACGUGAGGUGGAGACGUCGUACGUCGACGAGACCACUGGCGACCGCAAGAAGACGUCGAAGCUGAUGCUGGUCGAGAAGACCGUGCCUAUCGGCGAAUUCAUGCAGCAGUACCGAGAGAAACUGCAAUACUUCUGCUUUCACAACCAGAUGGCAAAGUGGACCUGGAUGGUGCGCAAAGACAGGGCGGCCAUUCGGAAAGGUGACCUCUCGCUGAUCAUGGACUACUCGGAGAAACUCAACCGCCUGCGCAGGACGCAGAUUCAGACUGAGCAUUGGGUCAAUACCGCUAUCACUAUCGAGGUGGCUGUGGCUGAGGGGUUCAAGGCGACGAUCCCGGCGGACGACCCGGUGCUGGCCGGGCUCGCCUCCAUGUCGCCUGAGGAGCGGGGCAAGGAGCUCGACUCGCUCGGUGUGCUAGAGAAGCAGAUCUACUACCACUGCUCUGACUACAAGGCGCAAGAGGCCAAAGUGACGACGCACAACAUGCGUGUCAUGCUGGAUGAGCUGCUGCAAGCGAAUGUGCUACUAGACGGGGGCACUGUGUGGCUCAAGACGGACGGGUGCGCUAAACAGUACAAGUGCAGCAAAGCCAUGUACCUGCUCUGCGUGCUAGUCGCUGACCUGCGGGCGAAAGGGAAGCGUGUGACCAUCGACCAGAUGCUGGAGGUCACGGGGCACGGCAAGGACGAGGCGGACGGGCACGGGGGCGUGUUUAAGAACUGGCUCACCGGCGAGAUGAUGCGGUCGGACUUCAUGGAGGGGGACGAGUCGGUCGUCGCCUCGUCUGACGCAAGGGAGGGAGAGGCUGUCAGCUUCGCAGAUGCGUGCGCGAAGCGCGCGCGUGAGGGUUUUGGCGACCUCAAGCCGGCCGGGAUGAACUCCAAGCGGCGCGAGAAGUCGAACACCGCCAAGCGGCACGUGCGCACCUACGAGGAGCACGACAUUCGUGACGCGCCCGCCAUCAAGGAGAUGACCGCCGCGCUGGCUGCCGACGCGGAGGAGGGCGAGGACUCGAGGAUCAAAGCCACGCUCGGCCACAACAACUUCCGGGCCGACCCCGACCUGCAGAAGGACGGGAAGUACGUCAUUGCCGCGCGGCGGCUCGGGUGCCUUUGCGACGGCUGCCGCCGGGCCCUGGCGCGGCCGAUCGCGACGCGCUAUCAGCCGCACGACGACUGCGUGCACGCCGCAGCCUUUGGGCGCGACAACGACUGGAAACUGUGUGAGCUAGUGAGCAAGGACGGGGCGUCGGAGGAGCUCAUCGAGGAGGACGCGCAGCUGCAGCUCGAGGCGCGGACCGACGGGGUGGUGAGCGGGUUGGUGGCGGGCGAUAACAUUGCCUUUGCAACGGCGGACGAGGUCUACUACGCGCGGGCGCUAGGGCCGGCGUACCGGCUCGACGCGGACGUGGAGCUCGAGGAGCUUGAGGGCGGAGACGGCAAGGCGAUUCAGCUAGAGAAGGGGAGCCUCGUCAUCGACGCCUGGUACUACAACAAGGUCCCUGGCGUGAGCAACUGGAUGACUCCUUUUGAGGAGGGCGCGGCGGGAGGGCGGGUGCGCAUCCCGUCGCACCUCAUCCUUCACGCCGGGUUCGCCAUGCCGCUGGCUGUCGUACCUGCGCAGCGGGCUGCGGGGAAGAAGAAGAAGAAGGCCUGGGGGCUCCCUGAGGCCAAGGCCGAGGCGGUGGCUAAGGGUGCGGUGGUGGUGUCGGCAGAGGUGCGGGCGGCGUGCGUAGAGGAGUUGUCGCGCCGCGACGAGUAG
Messenger RNA from Emiliania huxleyi CCMP1516, 3357 nucleotides. RefSeq lists its product as hypothetical. Lineage: Eukaryota; Haptophyta; Isochrysidales; Noelaerhabdaceae. The record is from RefSeq and is a predicted model, not a curated record. The transcript is spliced from 3 exons. Bases 1 to 3357 code for a protein of 1118 amino acids.